AUAUUUAUAACAAGUUUUCACAAUAAGUUAAGAAUAAAUAUUUUCUGUUCUCAACAAAGAUUGAGCCAUGGUGUUUGUUUAAGUUUGGAUGUUAUAACAUGUUAAUCCUAGAUUAUAGUAAUAAAACCUAUUUGUUAUGUUUUUGCAGAUAACUAAUCAAAAGAAGCCAUGGCAGACAAAACAGAAGAAACAGCAGUAGAAACUCCAGUCGAAGGUACUCCUGCUGAGACUACUGAUAACAAACCCUCUAAAACUGCAGAAGAAACACCUGCUGAAACCACAGAGGAAAAAGCUGCUGAAACUACAGAAGAAAAACCCGCUGAAACUACAGAAGAAACACCCACAGAAACUACAGAAGACAAACCUGCUGAAACUACAGAAGAAAAACCCGCUGAGACUACAGAAGACAAACCCUUGGAAACAACAGAAGAAACAUCAGCAGAAACUACAGAAGAAACACCUACUGAAACCACUGAUGACAAACCUGCUGAAACAACAGAAGAAACACCCGCUGAAACUACAGAAGACAAACCUGCUGAAACUACAGAAGAAACACCUGCUGAAACCACUGAUGACAAACCUGCUGAAACUACAGAAGAAACACCCGCAGAAACUACAGAAGACAAACCAUCUGAAACUACAGAAGAAAAACCCACAGAAACUACAGAAGACAAACCAUCUAAAACUACAGAAGAAAAACCCGCUGAGGUUUCAGAAGAGACACCUUCUGAAACCACUGAUGACAAACCUGCUGAAACAACAGAGGAAACGCCUGCUGAAACCACUAAUGUCAAACCUGCUGAAACAACAGAGGAAACACCCGCUGAAACUACGGAAGAAACACCCGCAGAAGCUACAGAAGACAAACCUGCUGAAACUACAGAAGAAAUACCUGCUGAAACCACUGAUGACAAACCUGCUGAAACAACAGAGGAAACACCCACUGAAACUACAGAAGAAACACCCUCAGAAACUACAGAAGACAAACCGUCUGAAACUACAGAAGAAAAACCCGCUGAGACUUCAGAAGAGACACCUGCUGAAACCACUGAUGACAAACCUGCUGAAACAACAGAGGAAACGCCUGCUGAAACCACUGAUGACAAACCUGCUGAAACAACAGAGGAAACACCCGCUGAAACUACAGAAGAAACACCCGCAGAAGCUACAGAAGACAAACCUGCUGAAACUACAGAAGAAACACCUGCUGAAACCACUGAUGACAAACCUGCUGAAACAACAGAGGAAACACCCACUGAAACUACAGAAGAAACAGCUGCUGAAUCCAUAGAAGAAACACCAGCUGAAACCACAGUGGAAAAACCAGAUGAAACAGCAGAAGAAGCCCCAGCUCAAACCACUGUGGAAAAACCAACUGAGACUACAGAAGAAAUACCAGCUGAAACCACUGAGGAAAAACCAGCUGAGACAACAGAAGAAGCACCAGCUGAAACCACUGAGGAAAAACCAGCUGAGGCUUCAGAAUUAGCACCAGGUGAAACUGAAGAAAAUUGUCCAGAGACUCCAUCCAGGCCCAAGACAGGAGAAAAGCGACCAGAAACUCCAGUGAGGCCCAAAACUGGGGAAAAGCGACCAGGAACUCCAUCCAGGCCCAAGACAGGGGAUAAGCGACCAGAAACUCCAUCCAGGCCCAAGACAGGAGAAAAGCGACCUGCAACACCAAAAGUAACAACUGAGGAGGUAACAGAUGAAAAGCGACCAGAGACACCAACACGGCCUACAUCUGGAGAGAAACGACCAGAAACUCCAUCCAGGCCUAAGACAGGAGAAAAGCGACCAGAAACUCCAUCUAGGCCCAAGACAGGAGAAAAGCGACCUAUGACACCAAAAGUCACAACUGAGGAGGUAACAGAUGAAAAGCGACCAGAGACACCAACACGACCUACAUCUGGAGAGAAACGACCAGAAACUCCAUCCAGACCUAAGACAGGAGAAAAACGGCCAGAAACUCCAUCUAGGCCCAAGACAGGAGAAAAGCGACCAGAAACUCCAUCCAGGCCCAAGACAGGAGAAAAGCGACCUAUGACACCAAAAGUCACAACUGAGGAGGUAACAGAUGAAAAGCGACCAGAGACACCAACACGACCUACAUCUGGAGAAAAGCGACCAGAAACUCCAUCCAGGCCUAAGACAGGAGAAAAGCGACCCGAAACUCCAUCCAGGCCUAAGACAGGAGAAAAGCGACCAGAAACUCCAUCUAGGCCCAAGACAGGAGAAAAGCGACCAGAAACUCCAUCCAGGCCCAAGACAGGAGAAAAGCGACCUGCGACACCAAAAGUCUCAACUGAGGAGGUAACAGAUGAAAAGCGACCAGAGACACCAACACGACCUACAUCUGGAGAAAAGCGACCAGAAACUCCAUCCAGGCCUAAGACAGGAGAAAAGCGACCAGAAACUCCAUCCAGGCCUAAGACAGGAGAAAAGCGACAAGAAACUCCAUCUAGGCCCAAGACAGGAGAAAAGCGACCAGAAACUCCAUCCAGGCCCAAGACAGGAGAAAAGCGACCUGCGACACCAAAAGUCUCAACUGAGGAGGUAACAGAUGAAAAGCGACCAGAGACACCAACACGACCUACAUCUGGAAAAAAGCGACCAGAAACUCCAUCCAGGCCUAAGACAGGAGAAAAGCGACCCGAAACUCCAUCACGGCCCAAGACAGGAGAAAAGCGACCUGCGACACCAAAAGUCACAACUGAGGAGGUGACAGAGGAAAAGCGACCAGAAACUCCAUCCAGGCCCAAGACAGGAGAAAAGCGACCAGAAACUCCAUCCAGGCCCAAGACAGGAGAAAAACGACCUGUGACACCAAAAGUCACAACUGAGGAGGUAACAGAUGAAAAGCGACCAGAGACACCAACACGACCUACAUCUGGAGAAAAGCGACCAGAAACUCCAUCCAGGCCUAAGACAGGAGAAAAGCGACCCGAAACUCCAUCACGGCCCAAGACAGGAGAAAAGCGACCUGCGACACCAAAAGUCACAACUGAGGAGGUAACAGAUGAAAAGCGACCAGAGACACCAACACGACCUACAUCUGGAGAGAAACGACCAGAAACUCCAUCCAGGCCUAAGACAGGAGAAAAGCGACCCGAAACUCCAUCACGGCCCAAGACAGGAGAAAAACGACCUGCGACACCAAAAGUCACAACUGAGGAGGUGACAGAGGAAAAGCGACCAGAAACUCCAUCCAGGCCCAAGACAGGAGAAAAGCAACCAGAAACUCCAAAACGACCAGUGACUCCAAAAGACAAACCCACAGAAAUGACUGAAGACAAACAACCAAAACUUUCUGAGACAGAUUCAGGCAAAGGUGAUUCUGAUAAUGAAUCUGAUAAACUAAAAGAUAUCAUUCCCUCUGUGGACAAAAAGGAAGAUUACAUUAAACAACUAGAAGAAGAACUACGUGUGGCUAAGGCAGUAACCGUGAACACUGUUACAGAGCAAGAUGUUGACCAAUCAAAAAUCCAAGAGCUUGAAGGACACUUGAACAAUGUUAAAGAGGAAGAAAAAUUGAAGGCCAAGAAGUUAAGAAUAAUGGAGCGUGAAUUGAAAGAAAGUCAGAAACGAGUUAAGGACUUGGAGAGGAAGUUCCCUGUUCACGUCAAUGGAACAGCAUCCACCCCUAGAAGCAAAAGCAGAAGUUCCCUUAACAGCAGUACUGCCAGUUUGAGGUCUAAUUCUUCAGUGACAAGUAUGGACAAAUGGAAACCUAAAAAAGGCGAAUCAGAGGCCUCCUCCAGAGCUUGCACUAUAAUCUAACUACAAGACUGAACUGACAUUAUAACCGAGACAUUAUAAAACAAAAGUGAGAAAGAUUAGUACAGAACAGUAUAAAAGAUGCAAAGAAUUAAAAGGAAAAUUCAAACCUCAUAAGGUGAUAAAAGAAAACAAAAUCGAGACAGUUUAUGAACUUACGAACAUUAUUAUUCUCUGACAAACACAGAGGUAUGCCAGUCAGUGAUUCAGUGUGCAAUUUCUAACAAUUAGUUUACGAAAAAUAAGUUUAGUUUCACAUUGGGGUAACUCAAUCGAAAAGUAGACAAAUCAUGUGAUACAUUCAGAAAAUUUAAUUUGACAUUUUCAGGAUAGAAAUAUUCUAGUCAUAUUUUGAAAUAUUAGUUUACUUUUAGCAAACAUGUGCCUUUAGUGAAUAUACUUCAAUGUGUUUUCCAUUUUUAUGUUGAAAUAUGUUUUCAAAUUACUGACAAUUACAGGGAAGCCUCAACUGUCAACACUUUAGUAAUUUUGCUGAUCUCAUAGUCAAAUGCUGGGUUUAUGUGGUUUCAAAAGCAUUGGUAAAUAUGAAAAUGUUUACGAAAGUGUUAACAGUUUUUUGCCCACCCUGUCAAUGAUUUGAUGAUAUGUUGCUAUUAGGGACCAUGUCAUGUUUUCAAUCUUGCCAAAAUACUAGUUUUAUUCAACUUUCUCCAUCCCAUACAAAAUAUCCUAUCACUAUGGAAACAUUGACAAAAUGACAUGGUCCAAAAGUUUGUGUGGUAAUGUAUGAUAGUUUUGCUUUUCAUUUUCUUAAUGGCAUAUAUUGAAAUGUGUAAGGUUUUAUGAAGCAAACAUGAUAAGCGUGUUUUAUGUACAUAUGCAGGUCUUCAAACGUUUUAAUUUAUGAACAUACAAUUUAUUUAACAUUUUUGUGAAGACAUUAUUUAUUACUAUUUAUCUAAAAGCAAUAUCCGUCCAAGUGUUUCAUUUCUAUAUUUAAUCAAACACACUAGAAUUAUUUGUAAAUAUAUGUUAUUUGUAGAAUCAAUGUAAAUAUGGAUGGAUGAGAUGAAUUAAAAUCAUAUGAUUAACAUUACAAUUGUGUCCUUUAAUAUUGUGUGUAUAAUGAGGAUUCCUCAUUUAUAUCUUGAAUUCACAAUUUUUCUUAAUUUUCAAAACAUUCUACAAUAGGACAGGGUAAGCCAAAAACAUAUCAAUAUUUUUGUUCUGUUUUGAUAUAAUGAUUUUAAAAAGUUUCCAAUAAUAUUCUGGAGGGCAUGCAGCAAUCAAUUAUACAAUAGAUAUACAUGUAGACGAUUUUUGCCCCACCCUGUAAAUAUCUUUGAAAAAAUCAAUGGGUUUGAAAUCAUCUCUCUGCAGGUCAUGAAGUGUCUCAACCUCUAACCUCCCAAAAAUUAAAUUGGUACAACCUGUAACUAACACUCUUGAUGGACUUUGAUACAACAUUACUUUCUGAAAAUAACAAAGCUUGAACAAUAUGUUUAAAAUACUGAAUAAGUGAAAUUUUAAAUGGUGAUAAAAAUUGCUUUCCAGGUUAACAAUGUCUUUGAUAUUUACAGAAAAUGUUGUACAAUAUUAAAAUGCUAUUGAUAACUCUUACAGGUUAUUGAUUUUUUAAAAUUAGGCAUAAUUUGGGAUUGGAGUAAGAGGUUGAGCUACUUUAACCUAUACUUAGAUCUCUUAAUCAACUCAGUAAAAAUGACAUUAUUGAAAGACUUGACUCCCUCAGCAUAUCUCAAUAUUGACCUUUGGCAAAACUAAAUGAUUCAUUAAAGGGACACUAUCUGUAAGGGACAGUAUCCAAAAUUACCCCAACAUGUUUUUAAUUCUAACGAUGUGUAGCUUGCACUAUGAAUAAACUUUGAAAUAACCCUUUUUUCUGUAAUCAUCAAAGAUUGAGAAGAUUGCCAUUGCUUGAAAUUGAAUUAAUUGCCUUUAAAAAUUUUAAAAGGUGAUAGUUAACAUUCAAUAUGGACCUUGCCUCGAUGAGCAAUUUUUUCAAUAUUUGAUAUUUUCAGAAAAUCAUAUUUGAGUCAAGUUUGUAUUGUUUCAAGUUACAGAUCGUUAUGAAUUAGAUUUUUGUUUUUUUAGAUAGGGGCCUGUCAUAUCUAAAGUUUACAUUUCUAAAUAUUUCAUCAUUCAAUCAUGAAUCUAGAUGUUGAUCCAUCCUUAAACUUUUUUUGUGUAUUCAGCUGAACCAUAAGAUACCAAUGCAGUAUUUAUACAAAACUACUGAUUCAUUCUCACUAACUGACCAUUUUUUCAUUUCUUGUCAUUACUUAAGAGAAAACUAGAGUGUGUCUGUACCUUUAACUUAAAAUAGCCCUCUAUCGCAAAAGGUAUGAAGCCUGAUUUCCUGAAACCUAAUGAUUUCAAAAUUUGUUUUCAUUGUUAGAUUAUAAUUAAUAAAUGUAUAAACACAAGGAGCACACGGGUCUUGAACUCGCAACCUAACAUAUUUUUGUUUUUUUUAAUUUAUAUUUAUUAUUUUAUUUAAAUGGUGUCAAAAUAUUGGCAGUUCUCGAGAAAUCAAAUUCAUUCAACCCCUAUGAAAAAAGCUAAGUUCACACCAAUGGCGCUUUGAUGGCGUUUUAAUGCGACAUGCAAAGCUUUGCACGCUGCUUUAAAGCGCCACCAAAGCUUCGUUGGUGUGAACUUAGCUUUGAGUUAAAUUGUUCUAGUGACGUAAUUUCACAAAACCAACAUUCUACAAACAAAAUCGAACAGUUGAUACUUUGAGACAAUCCUUGUGUCUAGUCAUCACCCAAUAAAUGCUGAUUAAAGAAAACAAUUCUGUUAAAGAAUGUUGAUAUUUUCUACUUCAGCCCAACUUUGAAAGCUAAACUUCUUUAUUUUUCUACAAUGUCAUAUGUUUUGAUAAAACUGACAGCUUCAAAAUCUGCACCAUGAAAUUGAUCAAAACAUCAAUCUGCAGUUACUGUAUGGAUGACAGAAUGUUUGUCGAUAUUAUGGCAGUUUUCUCUAAUAUGGUACACAUUAAGUGACUUUUAACAAUUAGGAAAGGUUCAACUUGGUGGCGUCUUAGUCUUGGAGGCUCUCUUUGAUAAUUGCUGUCUUGGAGACUUUGACACUGGAGGAGUUGGAACAAUAUUUUUGUUGUCACCUUGCUCAGUUAUUGAAAUAUUUCCUCCAUUUUCCACACUUUUGGCACUUAGGUUCUGAGUAAGCUUUUCAUCUGUGGAGUCAGUUGCCCCAAUUAUGGGCUCAUUAGUGUCAAAAUCAUCUAAUUGAGUUACAAACACAGUGCUUGAUGAACCAUGGGUUGAUUGGGUACCAGAAUUGGUAUUAGAACAUGUUCUGCGACUUGAGUACCCAGCCGUGACUGGCGGUAAAAUCAGUCGUGCUGGAGUUCGAUCCUUUGGUUUCCUGCUUGCCACAAUUUCUGCAAAUGUCAUUGUACGGUCAAACACUCCUAUGCGUUCAUGUGUUUUAGCCAACCACUCAACUUUACGUUUUCGUUUUGUAACAGGGUGCAUUCUGUGAAGUUCAUCUUCAAUUAAGUUCCUCAAAUCUUUACUAGUUUUAUUCAGACCAUAUUGACCAAAAUUCUCAUUCCUUGUUUGAUCGUUCAUAUUUGUUUCCAUUACUCUCUCGAGAACAUUUUUAUGUGCAAUGUACUCCUUUAGCGAAUCACGGUACGUUUCUUUCUCCCUUGUGAACUUUGAGGUGUAAAGUCUACAACCAGUGUCCACCCGAUCUUUUUCACGCUGUAAAAGCGCAGCUUCAGAGCGAUUAUUUGCCAAGACAUCGUUCUCCUUUUUGAGGGCCUUCCUUUGCAUAGCCUCAUAAGGAGUUUCCCAGUAGAACUUAAGACCAUGGUCGUCCCAAAGUAGGUUCCGCACUUUUGAUGGAUUUGACUGAUCAGUCAUGUUGAUAUUAAACUAUAAGACUCUGUUCUCCAAUCACAAAUAACUGAAUCCAAAUUCACGAUGUUACUUAAUAUAUUUCUCCAAGAUAUUAUUCACAUUAUGAUGUCAUCAUUUCUGACUAAUUAAUGAGUUCUCAUUGCCACAGUUAAUGGCUUUUUCAAAAUAUGCUCCAAAUUCUUACAUUUGUAUUGUAAUUAUUAAACGCAGUAAUACAGAUACUAAUUUCCUGAUGGCUUUGUUCUAUGAAGAUUACAUGCUUUUAGCAUUUACGAUUGCAUAAAUUGUUACAUAUUUAAUAACUUCGAUUGUGUUAGGCUAUGGGGUCUGUAGAAAGGAGUCUCUCGUGAGAUGGUUCAGUUAAUUUCACUGUUUUACGAUUACUUAUUGAUUCCCAUAGUAAUCUCUCAUAGUAAAUCCUGGAAGAAAACAAAUGAAAAAUUAUUCUAUAUAAGGAGCUCCCCAUACUCCAAGUAGUAAGCAAACAGCCUAAUGCUCUUUUCUAAUCUUGUCAAUUUUACAUUACCAAACCAAACAUCUUAAAAAUCUAUGUAAACACAAUUAGAUACCUUCACCUAAUGAAUCUGAGAAAAUCAAAAUUGCAAGCUACAAAUAGAUGUUGAUUUUUUUUAUAUUAACAAAUAAAUAAUAUUACUACCAAUUGUAGUGAUUAUCUAAUUAAUGGUCCUUACCUUAUCAAAUAAAUAGCAAUAUAAAGUGUGAUCAAAGUGGUGCCAUGCAGAAAAAUUGCUCUCCACAUUGAAGAUCAAUUCCUUAAUAGAAUUAUCCUCCAAGCAUCUGAUUUUUGACUUCUUAAUACUCUAUAUGUAAUUUAACGUAAAUGUUUAAUAGUCAACACCCUCUGAACACCAUGAGUGGAAUUCAAUCUUGUACAGUAUUCUUAAUUCAAAAUACAAACAAGAAUUUUAGCAACUUGAAAAUGAUACAUAUUCUUGUUGCUAACCCUUAUAAGUGUCUUAGCACUUUAGCCAGACAGAAGCACUCAUUUCUACGAGAUUUCAAUUGAAUAGAAUAUUGGAAAAUAUUGGAAAGGUCUUUUGAGAGUUUUUCAUAAGUAUUCAUAUGUUUACGAUAUUAUCCUGUAAUCCAUUAAGAACCUUUGUAAGUUUAAGGUUUAACCUAGCUUAUCCAUAUUACGUUGUUGUGGGAUGACAAAGCACUAAGUAUUCCACAUUGUCCCCUGAAAUGCCCAUAGUGUAAUGUUACACCUUAAAAACAGCAAAUUAAAGUAUGAAAGAAUUCCUGAGGAAUUUUCUAAAUUGGAUCAUUUCAGAUUUGGAUUUCAGUAAAACAUGUCAAAUGCAUUAUUGUUUUAGUUAUGCUUUAUGGAUAUAAUAGGAUAUAAGAUUUCUUAAAAACAAUUUAGCCAUUUUAUUUUGACAUUUGGCAUUGAAUGAACUCAAAUAUUUCAGUUGGCAGUUUAUCAAUUAUACGAGAAUGUCCCAUUUAAUUGACUGUGACUCUGUGA
Messenger RNA from Owenia fusiformis, 9135 nucleotides. The record is from the annotation of a GenBank genome assembly. NCBI's taxonomy places the organism in Eukaryota, Metazoa, Annelida, Polychaeta, Sabellida, Oweniidae.